Messenger RNA from Nerophis lumbriciformis (worm pipefish), 2296 nucleotides. It is a transcript of the gene usp3, whose product is annotated as ubiquitin specific peptidase 3. NCBI's taxonomy places the organism in Eukaryota, Metazoa, Chordata, Actinopteri, Syngnathiformes, Syngnathidae. The record is from RefSeq and is a predicted model, not a curated record. Gene Ontology annotation, biological process: protein deubiquitination. Gene Ontology annotation, molecular function: zinc ion binding; cysteine-type deubiquitinase activity.
UUCCUGAAGCUGUUUCUAUUUGUGCGGGGCGACCGCUUGUGGCUUGCUAUUUAUUUAUCAAUUACCUUCACAAGUUGACCAUACAUACAACAUGUCUAGGUGUAAACAACACUGCGGGUGUUUCAUCUGACCAAAGCUCACCCGUCGGUUGUUGUGGGAAAACAACGUAUUUUGACGUUUGGGCGCGAAAAAGACGGAAACGUGCGAGCAUAAAUAGAAGCAGGCUAGCUAACUUGAGCUAGCACUUUAUGUUAAUUGGCUAAGUGUUGUUAGCUGACAUUUUCUCUUCACUUUAUCGCGUCCUCCUCGGCGAGUUAAACAACAUGGAAUGUCCUCAUUUGAGCUCAAACGUGAGCUCUGCUGGAGACUUUUCUCGGCUGCCUAACGGUGCUCCUUCCUCUUGGUGCUGCAGCGUUUGCAGAUCUAAUAAAAGUCCAUGGCUCUGCCUCUCCUGCUUGAUGGUCCACUGUGGACGAUAUGUUAACGGCGAUGCAAAAAAGCACUUUGAAGAGAAUCAAGUUGCGGGAAACAGCCAAAAGAAGGCCGAAAAAGAGAAAGGACAACAUUCAGUUUGCAUGGAUUCCAGCAACUACAGUGUGUUUUGUUACAGAUGUGAUGAAUUUGUUGUCAAUGACACCAAACUAUGGCAUGUGCAGAAAGUGCGGGAGCAUCUCCAAACCCUGGAAAGCUCAUCCCUAAUGGGUGACAAACAGAGAAAAAGAAAACUCCAGGACAACCAAGCUCCAGACAAGAAAAUGUUGAAAGAGAAUGAUGGGCCUGCUUUGGGAGCCACUGGCUUGCGUAACCUGGGUAACACAUGCUUCAUGAAUGCCAUUCUGCAGUCGCUCAGUAACAUCGAGCAAUUCAGCUGUUAUUUUAAAGGGUUGCCAGUCGUGUCGUUACGCAGUGGUAAGACGGCUGGAAAGAGGACGUACCACACUCGCAGCCAAGGGGACACCAGUGUGUUGCUGGUUGAAGAGUUAAGGAAGACAUUUUGUUCCCUCUGGCAAGGCGGAGCCUUCAGUCCAGACUCCCUAUUUUAUGCCGUAUGGAAAAUCAUGCCAAGUUUCAGGGGCUAUCAGCAGCAGGAUGCCCACGAGUUCAUGCGCUACCUGCUGGACCAUCUCCACAGGGAGCUCCAGCAAAACCAGAACGGGGCAACAGAGACCGUGUCACCUCAGGGUGGGCUCAGAACCUCCAGCACUGAUGGGAAAUGCUGCUUAAACGGAACUCCCAGCAUUGUCACAUCUAUUUUUGGUGGGAUCCUUCAAAAUGAAGUCAACUGUUUGAUAUGUGGGACAGAAUCCCGCAAGUUUGACCCUUUUCUUGAUCUGUCUCUGGACAUCCCCAGUCAGUUUAGACAAAAGAGGAGUAAGGAUCAAGAACCAGGGCCGACAUGCACUUUGCGUGAAUGCUUACGAAGCUUUACUGACCUGGAAGAGCUGGACGAAACAGAGCUGUACUAUUGCCACAAGUGUAAGAAACGACAAAAAUCCACCAAGAAGUUCUGGAUCCAGAAGCUUCCAAAGGUUUUGUGCUUGCACUUGAAAAGGUUCCACUGGACUGCUUUUUUGAGAAAUAAAGUGGACACUUAUGUGGAGUUUCCUCUAAAAGACUUAGACAUGAAGGGCUACUUACUUGAGGAGAGCUUGCUGGCAGGAAGCUGUUUGUAUGACCUGGUGGCCAUUGUAGUGCAUCAUGGAUCUGGGGUGGGAUCGGGCCAUUACACGGCUUACGGCAGCCACGAGGGGCGCUGGUACCAUUUCAACGACAGCACAGUGACUUUGGCCAGCGAAGAAACGGUGAGGAAGGCCAAGGCAUACAUCCUCUUCUAUGUGGAGAGGACUGAGCAGGUGGCAUCAGGAAGGACCGCGAUGGGCACAAGUCCUGCAGAGGUGGCUAUGAACCUAUUGGAUGUCGACAAUGCUUUAGAAGACUCGUCUGCAUCAGAUAGCUCGCCGUUAAAAAACACGACGGGGAUCAAACGCUGAGAAAACCCAAUCAACAAUAACGCAGUGAAUCAGACUGCUUUUCUUCUUCACCUUAAUGACACUUUUUAGGACCCAUAUGACAACAAUUGUUGUUGGAAUCACGUGAAGGUGAGAAUAUCAGUGAUGUGAGACCUUUAGCAUGUUUUUAUCUUCACCACCUGCAGAUAACCUCUUAGUUAUGUAGGGGAUGUAGUCUUUACACUUCAAAAGCUCAACCAGGCUGUGAAAUUGUCCUAAUAGAAAAUGAAACAUUUUGUAUGUAAUUUGACUAUGACUUCAUGAAAAAAGACACUUUUUGAUCAAAA